AUGCACUUCCGCCAUUUUUCUUUCUCUUUCGCAAGCAAAAUGUCGAAACGUAAAGUGCAGUUUGCUGAUAAAGAGAGCGAGGAGAUUCUGGUAGAAUCUACCCCAGCAAGAAUCAAAGCGCACUCUCUGGACAGUGACGAAGAAGGUGAUGACAACGAUGGAGGCAAAGAUGAUGAGAAGUAUGUUUUGCGCGAGGAGGAUUUGGAAGGACAAGAGGACGCUACGAUCGAUUACGACGAAGGAAUCAAGAUAACGCCGUUUAAUUUAAAGGAAGAAAUGGAAGAGGGCCACUUCGACGCAGAGGGAAACUACUUUGAGAAAAAAGAGGAAGUUAUUCGAGAUGAAUGGCUAGAUUCGCUGGACUGGGUCAAAAUCAAAGAACAGGGUGACAAGCUUCAGAAUGUUAGUGAUGGUGAUAAUGGUAUCUUUGAAGAUGCCGACGAACCAAGUGAUCAUAUUCAAGCAAUAAAAGAUAUUAUAGAUAUGCUUUUGCCCGGUGAGACCGUCUUAAAAGCUCUCAGACGUCUCGGUGGAAAAGAAAGUGGUCGCAACUCGUCUGCAAGUGCACGUUGGCAACCAAAAUCGAAGAAGCCGAAGGCUACGGAGAACGAGGGUUCAACUUCCGAGGAAGACAAACAGAAACUUUUAAAACUCACGGAACUAGCAGAUCAACUGCUUCAGAAGGGUUACUUUGGUAUUUAUCAAGAUACACUUGAAAAAUUGGCUCACAAAGUCAAAACUAUGCAAGAAAAACAACAGGAAGCCGAGGAAGAUGAUGCUCUGGAGGCUGCUUUUAGACAAGGGGGAGGAGAGGAUGAGGACACAGUCAUGGAGACCGAGAGUUCUGAUGACAUCAAAGCAGAAUCAGCAAAUGAAGAUGAGGUUUAUUGGCAUUACAAAUGGGAAAAUACAAAAGAUGCUACUGUUUACGGACCAUAUUCAUCAACAUACAUGUUAAUUUGGAAUGAUCAAGGGUGUUUUGGCGAUGGAGUCUGGGUGCGAAAAGUUGGGGAAGACAGUGGACCAUUUUAUAAUUCAAAACGUAUUGACUUUGAGUUGUACACAUAGGGUCUAGUAGGCUUGUGUAUCUUUUUUGUAGAAUGUCAAUUUUAUUAAUUUUUAUGCUGAUGAUAUUGGGUAUUGAGGUUGAAGGUUAAACUGUCGCAUCUUGCCCAAAUCUUCAGCUGAUGUCUGUAGUAGUGAGGUUAUUAUUCAGUGUUACUUACAAAUUUUGCCAUGUUUAAAAUCUUAUUUAUGACCCAUGGUUAUGGUUGAGGUGUAGAUUGCACAGCUAUAUCCCUCAAGAAAGUUUCACCCUUCAACUCUUGGAAGUGAUUGACAGGUAGCUUCUCCUUAUAAUAUCCAUACAUUCUCUAGUAAACAGGUAAUGAAAUUACUCCAACUUAUCGGGUAGAAGUUGCCAUUUUGAUCAAACACCAAAAUUUUUCUACUAAUUUACAAGGAAAUGUUUAGCAGUUUGAGGGGAUAAUUAAUCAGAUCUUGGGAAUUAAAUAGUUAACAUAUUGUAAUUUUGAGUACAGUGCCAUGCUAUGUGCAGUCUUCAACACUUUGCAAGCUCCAAGAUAAAUACUGAUAAGUGUGUCAGCCAUUAACCCUUUGACCCUUAAGAGUGACUAGCAUCUAUUUUCUCCUUUCAAUAUCACCCCUGAAUCACUCAUUAAGGUCAUGAGAAUGAAGAAAAAGAUCACCAAAUUAACAAGCUCUUGAUUGUUAAACAAAUUCUCCUAGUCAGUACCUUAGGAAAUCCAUGAAUAACAGUAUGGAGAAUAUGCAUACUGAUGUUAGGGUGUCAAGGGUUGAUGUAAGACAUGAAAAAAUGUGUUCAGGUAGCUUCCUCAUCCUUGGUAGAAGUAUUAUACCUUUUUUAGUUUCCUUAAGAGGUAUAUUGGAAAACUCCUCCUUCUGAUACCAAAAUGUCGGAGUAAAACCAAAACAGUGUCUUUAUUCUAACAAAACAAAUAAAAGACAUUCAACUCA
This is a messenger RNA of Pocillopora damicornis (cauliflower coral), 1998 nucleotides long. RefSeq names its product CD2 antigen cytoplasmic tail-binding protein 2. The record is from RefSeq and is a predicted model, not a curated record. Gene Ontology annotation, cellular component: U5 snRNP. Lineage: Eukaryota; Metazoa; Cnidaria; Anthozoa; Scleractinia; Pocilloporidae. Gene Ontology annotation, molecular function: protein binding.